UUGUUGUCUCCUCACAUGUAAACUUUUAUCAACUUAAGGAAACACUGGCAGAAUGAUGUCCGCAGCCAGUCGCCAUUUACUAUAGUUAGUCGUGUAACGUGUAAUCUAGUCGACGAGUGUGUGUGUGUGUGUUUGAAGAGGAACACACUAUAACGCCAGCAGUUUGUCCGUGUCUCUGAGAUGUAAACCUGUUCAGCUGGGACUUCUGCACACGUACAGUCACCAUCUCGGCUGGAUGAGCUUUGGUUGUGAACUUUUCAGCGACUGGGUAUAGGAAUAAACGGCAUGGUGGGAGUGGAGUGCAAGCCUGAGCAGGUGAGGGUGUGAUCCCUCUGUCGGGGGGAGAAGAAGAAUGGCUCUAAAUCAUACCUUUGACCUGAACCACCCUCUCUUGGAAGCCGGACUGGAAAGCCCAGUGAACGAGGACACUGUCCAUGACUCGUUCAGUCAGCUAAUAGCAGAGCAGAGCGAUAACGAAGGACUAUCUGAUGCCUUCGAGCUGCAGCAACUACAGAGAGAUCUGGAUGAGGAGGGCCAGGACAAUGUGGUCCGUCUGUCCAGGCGUAGACAUGACGACAGGGACAGGAGGAAGCAUCAAAGGAAUGAGGAGUGGGAGGACGAUGAAAGACAGACAGACACCCUCAUGGGUGAACAGUGGUCCUCGGACACCUUGAAGGUCUUGUCCUCCAUGCCCAGUCGCACCAUCGGCCGCAGCAGAGGAGCCAUCAUCUCUCAGUACUACAACAGAACGAUGCAACUUCGGCGACGCAGGCAGAGCAGACCCUCCAUCCGAGACUUCUCUCGCUCUGCCAGGCCGAGCAUACGAGGCUACGGCAUAGAGGCAGACAUCACAGACGCAGAAGGCGUAGAGGUGAGUAAAAGGGACCGUUUGGUGAAUAACCUGCAGAACCUCUCGGUGAGCGACAGGGUCCGGAUGCUCAGAGCGAUGCCUCUCAGUGUGGCUGAGAAGAGUGAACUCAGGAGGUUAGCAUUACAAAAGGAGAGACACUCACAUUCAGGCAGACGGAUCCCCUGUUGCAGUCAGCUCAAGUAUUACAUAAUAAUUGCUUUGAGACACAGCUGGUAUAGCUGGCUGUCCUUCCUACACUCGCUCCAGCUGUGGCAAGUUGCGCUCAAGAGAGUGAGUGGGCGUUUCGGCACUGCAGUCCUCUCAUACUUCCUGUUCCUUAAGACCCUUCUGUUUUUCAACCUCCUCCUGUUCCUGGUGACGGGUGUGUUCUUGGUGCUGCCUCAGGCAGUGCACCCUCCGCUGCUGCUUGAUGGGCGACGCCGCUUCUCUGGACUGGAGCUCCUCACUGGAGCGGGCUAUUUCUCAGACACUGUAAUGUACUAUGGAUACUACUGUAAUUACACACUGCACAGGAGCUGCAGGGACAAUGGUGGAGAGCCAAAUAUGUCUGUGUCCAACGGAACCAGGCUCGACUGUGUGCUGGGGCAUCUCUCUUACAAGAUGCCACUGGCAUACUUCUUCACCAUAGGAGUGGCCUUCUUCAUCACAUGCAUCAUCCUCGUGUACAGCAUGUCAAAGUCGUUUGGUCAGAGCUUUACAAUUGACAAAUCUCACAGUAUCCUGGCCAUGAAGGUCUUCUGCUCCUGGGACUUCAAGGUUAUCAAGAAAACCUCUGUUAAACUCAUGUCUGAGAAUAUCUUCAUCCAGCUCAAGGAGCUGUUGGCAGAGGUCAGUUAUAAAAGUGUCCAGAACACCACGUGUCAGAAGCUGGGGAGACUGAUGGUCCACGGCCUGGCAUGGGCCAUCUGCAUAGCAAACACCGCUGCCUGUGUGUUUGGCGUUUGCCGCUUCUCUGAAUACAUGCACCAGAACCUCCAGCAAAGCUCUCGGGCUGAUCUCGCAGCCAAGAACCCUCUGCUGAAUGAGGCCAGCCUACUGGCUGUGCCUGUGCUGGUGUCGCUCAUCAACCUGCUGCUGCCCGGCCUGUUCAACCUUGCAGCCUGGAUGGAGGACUAUGAUUCACCUUCUGUACCCACAUAUGUUUCCAUCAGCAGGAACCUGAUGUUGAAAGUGAGCGUGCUUGCCGUGCUCUGUUACCACUGGCUGGGUCGGGUGGCUGCUGACCCUGAAAGUAUCGGCCUGACGUGCUGGGAGACUUUUGUCGGCCAGGAGCUUUAUCGCUUCCUACUGAUGGACUUCAUCUUCAUUCUACUGGACACCUUGUUUGGAGAGUUUCUUUGGAGGUUAUUUUCUGAAAAGGUGCUGAAGAGGAGGAGGAAACCAGUGUUUGACAUUGCCAGGAAUGUGCUCGAACUCAUCUAUGGACAAACAUUGGCCUGGUUGGGGGUUCUCUUCACUCCUCUCCUGCCUGCAGUGCAGAUCCUCAAACUCUUUCUGCUCUUCUACAUUAAGAAGAGCAGUGUCAUGAUGAACUGUCAGGCUCCCAGGAAGCCGUACAGAGUCAGCCAGAUGACCACCAUCUUCAUCACUCUGCUCUGCUUCCCCUCUUUCCUUGGUGCCUCCGUGUGUGUCACUUACACCAUGUGGAGCAUCACGCCCUCUACCUCGUGCGGCCCAUUCCGCGAGCUCAAAACCAUGUUCCAGGCGGGGAAACGCUGGGUGGAAGAACUACAAAAAGAUAAUCCCAACCUGUCUGCGCUGGCCAUGGCUCAUGCUUACCUGGUGGAAAACCCUUUGUUCCUGUUCGUGGGAGCAGGCAUCUUUCUGAUAGUCAUCUACUUCCACAGUCAGGUGGUGGACGGUCAAAGGAAGAUUAUCAAUUUAUUACAGGAGCACAUAGAAAAUGAGGGAGAGGACAAGAAGUUUCUGAUCACUCGCCUGCAGUUCAUCCAUGAGCAAAACCGAACCCAUACUCGAAGAGUUAAAAGUCAGGACUCGAGUUGCUGAGAUCCCAAACCUUCUGUCUCCAGUAGACAAGCUUCCUCAAUUCUCUGAGCACAGAGGGCUGGAAAAACCUGGGGAUAUAACUGGAACGGCGAAGGACAACUGUAAAUACAAGCAAAAUCAAAUGUAUUACAGUAUACAUUUGGUAGUUCUUAAAUUUGACUUGGAUUUUAACAACCGGAGUGCUGUAGAGAGGAGGAACAAACAGCGUGAAACCGUGCUGUCGGCUUUAUACAGUAUUGUAUAUAGAUGAAACUGUAGGAAGUCAAAGUGAAAUUGUUAGGCAUUAGCCAGGGGUUAAUUUGUGCCAGAACAAGCCGGUUCCAGAUCUGGCACCUCUCAACUGUGACCGGCGCCUCAUUUACAUAUGAAAGAACUAAGCUGCUAUCUUUAUGUGGAAACUACGCACCAGUGACAGAGGCAACUUUUUCAUCCAGGGACCUCCUGUCCUCACAGUGACAUGCUGGGUCUAUCACCAAGAAAUACCGGGACCUUAUAAUUUACAAAUUAAGCACUGGCACUGGCUGUGUUGAUAGACAGGAUGACUG
Monopterus albus (swamp eel) is the source of this 3423-nucleotide messenger RNA. It is a transcript of the gene tmc6b, whose product is annotated as transmembrane channel-like 6b. The record is from RefSeq and is a predicted model, not a curated record. The coding region runs from base 353 to 2878 and encodes 841 amino acids. Gene Ontology annotation, cellular component: plasma membrane. Gene Ontology annotation, molecular function: mechanosensitive monoatomic ion channel activity. The transcript has 21 exons. Lineage: Eukaryota; Metazoa; Chordata; Actinopteri; Synbranchiformes; Synbranchidae.